AUGACAGGGAGACGCUUAGUUCUCACGUACGCGGAGCGGAGCCAGACUCUGGUUCUCGGAAGUCUCUCUUUACAAAUAAUCCUUGCCGUCUUUGGAAGACACCGGCAGCGUUGCAAGUCCAAAAUACUCUAUUUCAUCCUUUGGUCAGCCUACUUAUGUGCCGACUCAGUUGCUAUAACAGCCCUUAGCCUUAUUGCUGCCAACAACAUGGAACCAUAUGAUUUUAAUCCUUCAUCCCAGCAACCCAAUUUUGUUGCAUUUUGGUCUCCUUUUCUUCUACUCCAUCUUGGUGGCCCAGAUGCCAUGACAGCACUAAGCUUAGAAGAUAACAACUUAUGGUGGAGACAUUUUCUUGGACUCAUUAUCCACACCAGCACCACUUCCUUUAUAUUGAUUAGAUCCUUCUCUCAUCCCCAUUCAUCUCAUCCUCUCCUCUUAUCUCUAUCCAUUCCCAUAUUUCUUGUUGGAUUUGUGAAAUAUGUAGAGAGAAUCCUUUCUCUCAUGUCUGCAAGUUUUCCACAAAGAAGAUAUUCUGAUUUCAUGUUUCCUAACAUCGAAGAUUACCAAUCUUAUGUUUCCCAGUGGCCAAACAGUGUCUCAGUACAAGAACAACAGUAUCAAAGAGUAAUUUCUGAUUCCCAUUACUUAUUUCAAAUUUUCAAAAGAAUCUUUGUUAAUCUUUCCAUUUCCCAACCCACCCAUAACUUCAGCAAAAAUUUAUUUAGACACAAAGAUUGGAAAGAAAUUUUCAAAGUGAUUGAGAUAGAACUCCAAAUCAUGUUUGAUGUUCUAUACACCAAGGCCUUAACUCGUCGUCAUAAAUGGAGAUUCACUCUUAAAAUUUUCAGCUCUGUUUUGAUUUUGACUGUUUUAAUCUUCUUCAUAUUUAACAUCAAAGAUGGUGAUGGUGGUGUUGAUCAAGAUCCGGACCCAAUGGUCCGAAUUGACAUAAUAAUCACUUACAUUCUAUUAAGUGGUGCCCUAAUUCUCGAAAUCUACCAAGGAAUUCUUCUACUUCGAAACGAUUGGACCUUGAUCUUGCUAAUGAAAAAGAAGUAUAACAAGCUACAUAGUCUUGCUCAGAAGGUAAUCCCAUUUCCAUCAUCUCGGCUUGACCUUUUGUAUGAGGUACCAAGGUGGUCCAAUUCCAUGGGCCAAUCCAAUCUGUUAAGUAUUUGCCUUCAAAGCAUAGAUGUCAAGACAGAGAAGCUCUCAUUCAUUAAAAUGAAGAGGUUUCUUUGGAUUAGAGAUAAGUUGGAGAAGUUCUGGAGAAUAGAUGUCACUUAUAAGAGAAUUGAUAAUGAAUUGAAAGAAGUAAUCUUGAAGCAUCUCUGGGAAAGAGUUAGAAUUUGGGAAGCAGAGGUAAGGGUACAGAGGUUCAAAAAUCUUGUCUAUUUGGGCAUUUCCAGAGAAGAUCAUUUCAGAAGCUUUCUUAAUCGUUGGGGAGAAUGGGUUCUUGAAAAGCACAAAUUCCAGAAGUUUGGUUGGACCACUAGGCUUGAAAUUGAUCACAGUAUUCUUGUAUGGCACAUUGCUACAGAUAUUUGUUAUUACAUCCAUUCUGAAUCUUCCAAUUCUACCUUCAACCAAUUCGCGAUUAAUUAUAGCUUAAGCAAGAGUUUAUCUGAUCAUCUUUUCUAUCUUCUCAUCAAGCAUUCAACAAUUGUUACCAAAAAAUUGAUCCCAGACAAGAGGUUUAAAGAGGUUUGUGAAGCUCUAAGGGAGGUUCUUAUAGAUGAUUCCGUAGAGAUCAAUAAUGAAUCUGAAGCUUGUGCUAAGUUGUAUAAAGAUGGUAUUUCUGGGAAAAAGAUUGAUUGGGUUGAGUUAAAGGAGGAGUCACCAUUGAAAUCGAUUCAGGCGGCACGAGAGCUGGCGAAAUGUUUGAUGAGUGAGAAUCCUGAAAAAAGAUGGAAGAUCAUAAUAGGUAUGUGGUUGGAAAUGUUGGUAUAUGUUGCAAACCAAUGUCCAGGAGAUGUUCAUGCUGGAAGACUCACACAUGGUGGAGAGCUGAUUACUCAUGUUUGGCUCUUGAUGACACAUCUUGGUAUUUCAACUCCUUGUGAGACUGCAGCCAUCAAUGGAAUUGGAGAUUUUGGAUUGUGGUCAUCAUCAUUAUUCUGUUGA
Telopea speciosissima is the source of this 2124-nucleotide messenger RNA. RefSeq lists its product as uncharacterized. The transcript has a single exon. The record is from RefSeq and is a predicted model, not a curated record. Lineage: Eukaryota; Viridiplantae; Streptophyta; Magnoliopsida; Proteales; Proteaceae. The coding region runs from base 1 to 2124 and encodes 707 amino acids.